This is a messenger RNA of Anthostomella pinea, 3522 nucleotides long. The record is from the annotation of a GenBank genome assembly. Lineage: Eukaryota; Fungi; Ascomycota; Sordariomycetes; Xylariales; Xylariaceae.
AUGGCGGGCUCCAAGAUGACCCAACGGGCAGUAGGUAUCAUCUGGCUCUUUGUACAACACGUCAGCAGUUUCGCCUCCUCGGACACCAUCACGUGGGACGGUGACAACAGCAGAAUAGGCUACCAGGACAAUCACAACAUGGACCCUAGCAUCGUAGGCAGUCCUCAGUUUGGCCAGCUUUUCAGGACUAAGCUGCCCGGUAAUUACAACGGCUUGGGCGCCGAGCAGGUCUUUUCUCAACCUCUGGUCUACACUCUGAGUAGCAGUGGCAAGCAAUACGUCUACGUCCUGACCACUCAGAACAAUCUGUACCAGCUGGAUUCGAAGACGGGAAGCAUCGUUCAGUCAAGGAACCUUCACAUACAAUUUCUGGCAUCCGACCUGGACGGCUGCGUCGACAUCAAUCCCACCAUUGGUGUCACAGGCACUGGUGUCGUUGACCCAUCUACAGAGACACUGUACUUCGUUACGAAAACGUACAAAUCUGGAUUCACCAGUGGCAGGCUCAAUGGGGAGUCUUGGUUCCACGCGGUCGAUGUCAACACCCUCCAAAGUAAGGCAGGCUUUCCAAAAUCCCUGGAAGGGGCCAUCUUUCGCAACAACCCAAGACGAAUGUUUAUCUCUGGCAACCAGAACCAACGACCGGGACUUCUACAGGUUGGACAGUAUAUAUAUGCGGCGUUCGCUAGUCACUGUGUCCAGUACAACUUUACGGGUGCCAUACUCGGGUGGGACAAAGAUACGGGUGCUCUUGUUGAAGCCUUUGCUACCGAAGGAGGGCCCGAGGACGUCUCCGUCCGAGGAGGUGGUGUCUGGAUGAGUGGUGGAGGCCUGUCAUACGACGAGGCGGGUAGCAUGUAUUUUGCAACAGGCAACGGGUACGCUUCGCAGCUUCACGGAGUGCCUGUCGGAGGGAGGCAACCACCCUCGUCACUCGAAGAGGCCGCUGUCAACGCAAGGGUCAAUGAUGACGGCACCAUCACUCCCAUUGGCUUCUUCAUGCCGUGGGAGAAGACGCAACUCGACGGUGCCGACAAGGACCUAGGUACAACCCCGCUUGUCCUUCUACCGACAUCGACGUUCAGUUGCCCCAAUGCCAAGCGCAUCGGAGUUGUAACAGGAAAGUCAGGCAAGACUUACUGGCUCAACCUCGACAAUCUGGGCGGGUAUCAGAUGGGUCCGAAUCAGUUCGACAACGUGCCUCAGCAGUAUCUGAAUGAGAACUCGGUGUACUCUGGUGCAGGCGUUAUGCCGCUUGAUGGAGGCUACGUCUACAUCAACGUGAUCAGGUACCCGACGCACGUCUGGAAGUUCGGGUGUGAUGGCAGUGGAAACGUGGCCUUCACUCACGUGGCAGAUACCAACGAGACGAAUGCCUACAUUCUCGGCGUGGGCCACGGAACGACGACGUCCCUUGGGGGGCAAUCUGGGACGGGCUUACUGUGGACUUAUGAUGUCGAAGGGCUGAACCUACGAAUCUACAAGGCAGUACCCAACGCACAGGGUUCACUUGACAUGAUCAAGUCGUUCAACGUCCCAGGGUCGAUGAAGUUCGGGCGGCCAGUCUUCGGGGACGGCACCUGCUACGUGGCAAGUAAUCAGGGGUACAUCUACGGGUUUGGCUCUCCCGUCAACCUCGCCCUGAACUGUACCCCGCCGGCGAGCUUUGGUACGGUGGACAUCAACAAGACGUCACCGGCUCAGACCAUCACCUGCAAAGCCAACACCAACACCCAGGUCAUUAGCAUCGGCCUGGUUGGCAAUGCCAACUUUGUCUUAUCCAACCCGCCGACUGUCCCCUUGAAUCUCGCCGCAGGUGCGUCGUUCACCCUUCAGGCCACGUUCAUUCCCAAACAAGUCGGACCCCUUUCCAGCAACGCACAAAUCAACACCACCAGUGCGUCGACUGGGUACACCUCCAACACGCCAGUCACGCUUAGAGGCACGGGCAACUCGAAAGCACCACUGCUCGCGGUCUCGCCCAAUACCGUGUCGUUCGCCGGCAUCAUCACAGGCCAGAAGCCCACUGGUGUCAACCAGUCCGCAGUCCUCAGAAUACUGGGCAACUCCACAUUGAACAUCAAAAAAAUCCAGUUCUCGAUGAUAUCGGAAACCGGGCCCUGGAUGACUCCCAACGUGACCGGCAGCGCUGUUAGAGUUGGGGCGUUCACUCUUUACAACCUGCCGCAGACAAUCAACGCCGGGCUUUCCUCAUAUGUCACCAUCAACUAUAACCCAUCGACCAGUGGCAACUCUGCAGUAUUCAUGAGUGUGCAGUCCGACGGCGGUUCCGGGUUUUUGGAUGUUUUGGGCCGGUCCGGGACCUAUCCGAAGGUGCUCAUCGAGUUCCAGAGUGCAGAUGGCACCGGCUGGGUGAACUACAGUAGCGGUGUCCCCUUCACCUUCGGAAAUGUCACCGAAGCCACAACCUCGCCGCGGAAGAUGAGGCUGACGAACAUUGGCGGACCCUCUGCCGCCGCCCUCUCCGUCACCGUGUCGAAGCCCCCGUCCGGCGUGAGCGGUAUCGUCGGGGCCGCCAACAACAUCGACCUGGCCGAGGGCACCGUGCUUUCUGGCCGGCCAGAACGCAACGGCGGACCUGUACUGCUCGCCCCUAAAGUCCCAGCCCAAUGUCGAUUCUUACGGCGGCUGGGCAGUCUGGACCCUGAACUCCGGGGACCCGGAUCUCGGAAGCAGGUCAUCAACUUCACCGGCAACGCCGUCUCGGAGCAGGUCGGUCCCGUGGCUGCCAAUGGCUCUGCCGUCUACCGAUACAAGGGCUGCGCCAUCGGAAACAACCCCGGAAGACAGCUCAAGGAGGAGGUCUACGCAGAUCAGACCAACAACACGAUCCAGAAGUUCAUUGCCGCCUGUGGCGCAAAGAACUACGCCAUCGCGGGGACGCAAUACCAGGUCGAGUGCUGGUGCGGGAACGUGAUGGCCUCCAACUUCACGAAGGAAGUCGACUGCAACUUUCCCUGCAGCGGGGAUCCCUCCCAGACCUGCGGCGGGAACGGCCAGCCCGUCAGGGGCCAGUUCCUCUCCAUCUUCUCGGCCGGCGGUGCUGCGCAGUCGCUGCCGCCGUCCGGCCCGGCCGCCCCGCCGACCAUCGGCAGCUACUCGUACCAGGGGUGCUACUCGGAGGGCAGCGGCGUGCGUGCUCUGAGCGGAAAGUCUGUCCCUUCUUCUUCUAGCCUGACGCUGGAGUCCUGUACGGCGGCCUGUCAGGGUUUCCAGUACUUUGGCGCUGAGUAUGGCGCCGAAUGCUAUUGUGGAAAUACCCUCGGCACGGGAAGUGUACUGGUCAGUAACCAGGGCAAUCGCAACAUGCCAUGUGGUGGCAACAGUAGCGAGAUCUGUGGCGCUGGCAAUAGUGCCAAAUUCGAGUUCUUCGACCUCGACGUUAACGGCGUCAACAUCCAGUUCAGCCACGACUACAACAACCACCUCAACCACAGCCCCGACGCCAACGGGCCCUUCCAUCGUCCCGAGAGCAGGAAACUACGCACGUCGGCUGCGUGA